This is a messenger RNA of Penicillium waksmanii, 756 nucleotides long. Its product is annotated as class I SAM-dependent methyltransferase. Bases 1 to 756 code for a protein of 251 amino acids. Gene Ontology annotation, molecular function: S-adenosylmethionine-dependent methyltransferase activity. Lineage: Eukaryota; Fungi; Ascomycota; Eurotiomycetes; Eurotiales; Aspergillaceae. The transcript is spliced from 3 exons. The record is from RefSeq and is a predicted model, not a curated record.
AUGGCGGAGCAGCAAAAGCAGAAAGACAUCUGGUCAGCCGACCUUUACGGCGAAAAGGUGGCUCCAUUUGUUGCAACUUCGACUGAGAAGGUACUUGCCUGGUUGGACCCGAAACCAACAGGGAUCGACGGCUCACCCAACAUGAUCGAGCACUUCAAAAAGGCCUACCCACAUAUCGAGUCGAGGGUUGUCGAUUGCAGAUGGUUAGAUCAAGAGCCCGGCCUUACAAACGGGAGUUUCAACAAAGUAUUUUCGAACGCUGCCUUGCAUUGGAUUCUGAGAGACCCCGAAACCAGGUCAAAUACUAUAAAGGGCUGCUUCAAGGCUCUCAAACCAGGUGGUCUUCUGGUCAAUGAGUCCGGUGCGCUGGGAAAUGUUGCCGAGGUCCACUCCGCAAUUAUAAGUGGAUUAGUCACUCAAGGUAUCCCUGUCACGCAGGCGCGAAAAGCAUCACCUUGGUGGUUCCCAUCGCUGCAGGCCAUGAAGGACCUUGUUGAAGGAGCGGGUUUUACCUGGGUCAAGGGCGAGGUCCAACUGAGACAGACAACUUUGACUGAGAACGAGAAGGGUGGCGUCGAAGGAUGGAUUCGUCUUUUUGGUGAGCCCUUUCUUGAACUCCUUCCGACGACUCAAGCACGCGACGCAGCUAUCAAACAUGCCGUUGAUGUCCUCGAGGCUGUUGGAAGACAGCAACACGAUGGUUCUUUUACAGUAAACUACAUUCGCCUUCGCUUCGUUGCCCAGAAACCUGAGUGA